Calliphora vicina (urban bluebottle blowfly) is the source of this 2232-nucleotide messenger RNA. RefSeq lists its product as uncharacterized. The coding region runs from base 1 to 2232 and encodes 743 amino acids. The record is from RefSeq and is a predicted model, not a curated record. Lineage: Eukaryota; Metazoa; Arthropoda; Insecta; Diptera; Calliphoridae. The transcript has a single exon.
AUGAAGAUACUGAGUCUGGAAAUUAGGGAAACGAAUUACAAUUUGAAUGAUUUGAAGAAGGAGAUGGCUGAAAUGAGACGACUAAUUACACGAUCCAUAAGUGGGAAUGAAUACGAAUCCUUUAUGAUGGGACAACAAUCUAGAUAUAGAAAUAUCACCAUGGAGAAUAAGGGAUCACAUUUGUCCAAGAUUGAAAAUUUGAAGAAGAGAAAAUUUAAGGAAUAUAACAUAACAUUCAACCCUGAAUGGUUUGUUAAUAAUACGACAAUAAAUAUUCCCGAUGAUAGCAAAUGGAUUCUUUCUCUAGGUUCAAAAUUUGCUUUACCAAUCAGUAACGGGAAUUUUUCUACGAUCGGAUUGAUAGCAGAUUUGGAACAAUGGGUACAAACCCUCACGGAUGAUAGAGAAAAGGAUAUCAUCAGAUCUAAGAUAGCAAACAGAAUUAUGACGCACCGAAGAACAAUGAAGAAUAAUGACAAAGAUAAAUUCAUACUAAACAUUUAUGACGAUACAAGAAGAUUCUUGAAACGAUAUAAGGAUAAGAUAAUCAUAACUAAAGCAGACAAGGGAAACAAGACAGUUUUAAUGUACAAAAAGGACUACUACGAGAGAAUGGAUGAGUUAUUGAAAGAUAGAAACACAUACAAACGAAUUUUGAUAGACCCGACACAAAAAUUACAGAGGGCAAACAACAAUCUUAUUAUGGACCUAUAUAAGAAAGAAUAUAUAAGUAUUUAUGAUAAGAGAGUAUUAACAUCAAACGCAGCAACGGCCCCCAGGCUUUAUGGACUUCCUAAAAUCCAUAAACUAAACAAUCCACUUCGUCCAAUAUCAUCAUCGGUAGGAGUACCCUGUUACGAAUUAUCGAAACAUAUUGGGAAGAUAUUGAAGAAUAUUAUACAGGAAAAAUAUAAUAUAAGGAACUCCCUGGAAUUAAAGAUGAAACUGGAUACACUUACAUUGGACGAAGAUGAGAUCCUUAUAUCUUUGGACGUGGUAUCGUUAUUUACAAACAUACCUAUACACCUAGCUAUAAGCAAUAUUAUGGCAAAAUGGAGUUCACUACAGAAUCACACCAAAAUACCAAGAACACAAUUUCUGAAGAUACUUCAAUUCUGCUUGAAUGACAAUAAUUAUUUUGUACAUGACGACAAAUUAUACCACCAGACAUAUGGUAUGCCAAUGGGAAACCCUUUAUCACCGACAGUUGCUGAUAUAAUAUUGGACUGCCUACUGGAUCAAACAUUAGCGGAGCUACAGGAGAAAAAUAUUAAAAUAAAACUCAUCACAAAAUAUGUCGAUGAUUUAUUUGCUAUAAUAAAAUAUGAGGAUGAGGACAUGAUACUAAAGACAUUUAACUCAUAUCACAACAAGUUGAAAUUUACGCUGGAGAGAGAAACGGACAACUCUAUACCAUACCUUGAUAUGAGAAUACAUAGGAAUAACCAGAGGAUAAUAACAGAUUGGUAUAUGAAACCAAUUGCAUCUGGACGAUUAUUGAAUUUCCACUCAACACAACCCAUGAGACAAAAGAUGAAUACAGCGAUGAAUCUAAUUAACAAAGUUAUGAAGAUGAGUGACCGACAAUUUGAAAUAGGAAAUAUGGCGAAAAUUAAGAUUAUACUGAAGAAAAAUGACUUUCCAAAUGAUCUAGUGGAUAAACUGAUAAUUAAGGUCAAAAAUGGGAGUAAUGAUAAUUCUUCACGGGAAAAUGACAAAGAGGACACAUCUGGCAACGCCAAAUAUUACAGUAUACCUUUUAUCCCAAGACUAACUGAGAACAACAAAUUGAGAGAGAUGAUAAAAGACCAACAAAUAAUAUUUGCACAUAAACCAAACAGAACAAUACACAGCUUAUUUACACAAACAAAGACGAAGAUUGAGUGCAGAGAACAAGGUGAUGUAGUGUAUCAAAUUGAAUGUGAUGGCGGAGACAGUGAGGUGUGUGGGAAAGUGUACAUUGGCACAACAAAGAGAAAUUUAGGCGUGAGAAUAGAUGAACAUAAGGCGGACAUAAAGAGAGAAAAACAAUCAACUGCACUAUCACAACACUGCAUUGAAAACGGACACAAACCAAACUUUGAGAGAGUGAAGAUUUUAGAUAAGGAAAAAAGGGAAAAUAAGAGAUAUACGUUGGAGAGCUUGAGAAUACAGCAAAAAUCAGAAAGUGCAAUAAAUACAAAAGAGGAUAAAGAUAAUACAAAUGCAAUCUACACCAUUGCAAUAUUUUAG